AUGAGAGUGUUUGUUCAUUUUGGUUUCCUUUUGAGUCUCUCAAUUUUUCUCAUCAAUGUUCAAGCUGAUCAAAAGCAAAAAAGAGUGAAAAGACAAUUCUCAAUCGACGAUCUCAUCCACAAAGCUCUUUCCCUCGUUCGACCGAUCUUUGACACUUCACAACCAAUACAAAAUGAUGCAAUGAUCAAUAAUGAAUUUAAUGACGGUGGAAUGAGACAGGAAAAUGUUCUCGGCGCUCGUCCGAUUUCAAUUCUUGACAACAUUCCGUUAUGUAAAGGGAAUUCAAGAAUUUGUCAAUUCAUCUCUUGUCAAGCAGAAAACUUUAAAAAAGAUGAAAAUUUCGCAAAUCUCAACCUAGCUGCUCAAGUUUUAGCUGAUAAAAAGCUAAGGAAAGCGGUUGGCAGUAAUCCUGAUGCGAUCAAUGCUGUUUGCACUGAGCAAGGAAUGUCAGAUAGUCAAUGUAAACUCUUCUCUAAAGGUUUUCAAAUUGUUGAUAGAUUUAUCACGACAGUUGAGGGUGAAAGCCCUCAACCACCGCCAUUGCCUGAAGAGGAAAAAUUAGAGGAACAAAUCACUCGGGAAACUCCAAAGCCAACAACGACGACAACAACUCAACAAUCAGCAAUCAUUCAACAAUUUGAUGACGAAUUGGUGCUGACGUCAAACCAUCACACAACGCAACAACCACUGCGUGUCACUCCUCCAAUUGGUCCUCCAAAAUUACCCCUACAAGACGAUCCACUAAACGGACCGCAACGAGUGAGAAUCGAGAUGGGAUCAAGGCAAUUCUAUGAUGAUUUGAUCUCAUCUGAGACUGGAAAUCUGGAUUCAUUUGGGCGACAACCAAGGAAAUUAAUGGGAUCAAAGACUUGGUCGAGUCAACCGAUGAGCAACUCGAUUGAGCCGGAUCCGAUCCCCAUCUCGCCAAUCAUGCCAUUCCAUGGAUCUCCAUCAGCAAUCGCUCCUCCAAUCUCUCCUCCAUUCUCUCCACCCGGUCACUUCCUCUUCCCAGCCAUCCCUCAACCACAAUUCCCAUCACUACCGACUCUUCCUCCUCUCUCACUACCCACUUUCUCAUUUCCAGCCUUCCCAACUCCAACUCCUUUACAACCACUCCUUCCUAUUCUAUCAAUACAACCAUUAAAGGCACCAGGAUUGACUUUGGAGAAGCCAAUUGUACAGUUCAGUAAAGACUCAUAUGCUGAAGUGUUUCGUCAAAGUGGAGAGAAGUUCAGAAGGAUUAGACAGAUCAAUGAUGAAACUGAUCUCGAUUUUGACGAUGUUCAAUGGACGAAUCGACGCGUGAAAAGGGAUUAUUAUGAGGAUUUGAGUCAAGCUCGUCGUAACCUUGGACUUGGUGGUAUUCACAAAAUCGAGCCAGAGAACGAGAAUCCCGAGGUGAUUUUGGGAGAGAAGAGCGAAGGAGAUGAUUAUUAUACACAAACGAAUGAAGAAACGAAUAAAAAGAAAGUCAUCAACAAAGGAAGGGACUGUUUAGCGUUACUUGGU
Messenger RNA from Mesorhabditis belari, 1509 nucleotides. The record is from the annotation of a GenBank genome assembly. NCBI's taxonomy places the organism in Eukaryota, Metazoa, Nematoda, Chromadorea, Rhabditida, Rhabditidae.